Molecule: messenger RNA, 1556 nt
Organism: Amphimedon queenslandica
Lineage: Eukaryota; Metazoa; Porifera; Demospongiae; Haplosclerida; Niphatidae
Product: extracellular serine proteinase-like
Exons: 3
Coding region: 38-1471 (477 amino acids)
Biological process (GO): proteolysis
Molecular function (GO): serine-type endopeptidase activity
Source: RefSeq, a predicted model, not a curated record
CUUUCCCUCCACCCUCAUCAAAACAUAUCAAAAGGAGAUGAACAUUCCUUCGGAAGCCACAGACAGACAAAAGCCUCUCAAAAGACAGCUAUCAAGCAGCUUGAAGUAUCUCUUUCUCUCCCAAAUAAUGUCUGCUAAGCAAGCCCUCCUGAUUACCUCCAUUUUCCUCCUUUCUCUCUGCCUUGAAGGAGUUGCAGCUCAAAGAAGCAGCAAAAUAAUUCGAGCUAAAAGAAAUGUGGUCUUAAAAGGGUUUUACUUUGUCUCUGUAGUCGAGAGUGAAGAUAUUAGCAGUGUCAUAAAAGAACUCACUGACAAGGAAAGGAAUGGAUCCUUCCCCCCUGGAUUCAAAAUGGAGAUCCAUGGAAAUGCAAGUGAAGUUGCUCAUGGUUUCUUUGCAAGAUUCUCCGAAGUUGCAUUAAAUGAAAUAACAAAGAAUGAUAAAGUUGAGUCCAUCUUUGAAGAUCAUAUCAUGAAAGGUGGGAGCGCUCUGCCUUCUCCAGGAGAAGAAGCAACAAACGUAACCACAUCAGCAGCUGCUAAUUCAUCAACUCCUUUCACUCGAAUCGUCACAACGUGGGGUCUAGAUCGAUUGGAUCAAGAUAGCAUCAGAUAUGAUCACCACUAUACUACCCCGUGUGGUUUGACUGGAAAGGGUGUAGAUGUAUACGUACUUGACUCAGGUAUAUUUUACGAACAUAAGGAGUUCCAGGGACGUGCUUCAAGCCCGGGAUGUGACCCCAUUGACCAAAUAUUCAACACUAGCAAGAAUGGAGCCGAUUUCACCGGACAUGGGACUCACGUUGCUGGAACUGUCGGAGGGAAGAAAUUUGGAGUAGCACCUGGAGUGAAUCUGUUUAGUGUGAGAGUCCUUGAUACUCAGAACUCAGGAUCGGCUAAUAGUCUAGUACUGGGGGCAGAGUGUGUCGUAAAAUCAGUCGAAAGAAGAAAACGUCCUUCAAUAGUUAAUCUAUCGAUAUAUGGAGACAAGAACCUCCUAGUGAAGAGAGCACUAGAUACCCUAAUGAGAAAAGGGAUAACAGUCAUUGGUAUUGCUGGGAAUAGUAAAACGAAACCUAAAAACUCCUGCAAGGUUGGUCCAGGCUCAAUACAAGGUAUCAUCACUGCUUCUGCCAGCACUAAAAGUGAUGAGCCCCUCAUGUACUCUAAUGCUGGUACUUGUGUUGAUCUUUAUGCUCCUGGAGCAGAAAUACUCAGUGCCUCGACUAAUUGCAAGAACUGCCGCUCGACUAGACAAGGUUCUUCAAUGGCUGCCCCUCAUGUUACUGGAGCUGUUGCUCUUCUUCUUGAGAAGUGUCCUACUAUGAAGCCAUGGAGAGUGAAGUAUAUUCUGAGGUCACAAAUGACUAAAGAAAAUAAAUUGAAUUUUUCAAGAAUGCCGAGAAUUUAUCAGUCAAUGACACCAAAUUUGCUGUUACAUACUUCUUCACUUCAGUGUGACUUGGAAUGUUAAGAAUUUGAUUUGUAUAAAAAUCAUCAUAAUUAUAAAAAUAAUAUAAGUGACAUUUUGUAUCAUAUGAUUAAUUGUUCUAUUUCAA